AUUUCAUUGUGCAUUCGACCACAGAUAUAACCCAACGUAAAAUGCUACGUCUGUUUCUCUUCGGGUUUCUGCUAUCAACGAUAAACACGUACCCGAUUAAAGAUGAGGAGGCCGUCAUCGAAGUCGAAGAUACAAAGGAAAUUGUCGAUUUAAAGAAAAUGUUGAACGACGUUUCGUACGUAACAAACUUCAGGAAUAUGAUGGCCGACUACGUGAAAUCUCAAUACAAAAAUUUGACGGUCAACGAUAUGGAAAAAAUCCAAGGUCACUUGGAGGAGUUCUGCCACAGAUUCGCAAGGGAUUUGAAAGACAUCGUCGAGAACAUCGACCAGGUCAGAGCGAUCGAGACGGUGAACGACGGUUUACCUGAUAGUACGUUCGAAGAUAUAAAGAAAUGUAUCAAGAACGAACUACCGAAUGUGACAGACGAGACCGCGGAUCAGAUUACUUAUGUGUUGCGGAAAAACAUUUUCGUGACGCGGCAAAAAAUCGACGCUGUCAUUCGUAGCUCAGAAAUUGCGGCCAUCGAAAACUCGUAGAACAUUCUCGAAGAUGCAAAUAAAUCAUUUAAUUUCUGAA
This is a messenger RNA of Vanessa atalanta (red admiral), 579 nucleotides long. RefSeq lists its product as uncharacterized. The coding region runs from base 42 to 539 and encodes 165 amino acids. NCBI's taxonomy places the organism in Eukaryota, Metazoa, Arthropoda, Insecta, Lepidoptera, Nymphalidae. The transcript has 2 exons. The record is from RefSeq and is a predicted model, not a curated record.